Molecule: messenger RNA, 1670 nt
Organism: Juglans microcarpa x Juglans regia
Lineage: Eukaryota; Viridiplantae; Streptophyta; Magnoliopsida; Fagales; Juglandaceae
Product: probable sugar phosphate/phosphate translocator At3g17430
Exons: 11
Coding region: 383-1525 (380 amino acids)
Cellular component (GO): Golgi apparatus; trans-Golgi network; endosome
Molecular function (GO): antiporter activity
Source: RefSeq, a predicted model, not a curated record
AUAGUGGUUAUAGAGAAAAUUACAGAAAAAGAAAAAAGCUGAAUAAAAUCGCGGAUUUCUCGUCCCUCCGGAUCUCUCCGACUUCCAUUUUGGCCUCGAGCUCCAAAAACCCUAUCACACGGGAAAAAAAAUAACGUUUUAAAGAAAGAUCUUGCGGUUGCCAGUCAUGCUGGACUGAUGAUUUAAUGAUCACCUACGGCAUGCUUUUGUCAGUUUAGAGAUGGGAAAUCUCGUCUUCAACAACAAUAGUUGCACCGGUCUAUAUGGGGGAAAUAUGUGCGGCAUAGCCUAAUUUUUCAUUUGGAAAGCUUGUAUUCUUUGAUGCCGCUUGGAAAGCAAAGAGUCUUUUUUGAAGGGUAUUUGUAGGACUCGUAUUCCAGGCAUGAUGGUCAGCAAGCAGCAUCUGUUGACCUAUAUAUACCUUCUAGUUUACAUAGUGCUUUCAUCCGGAGUUAUUUUGUACAACAAGUGGGUCCUCUCGACCAAGUACUUCAAUUUUCCGUAUCCAAUAACCCUCACUAUGAUUCAUAUGGGAUUUUCUGGCGCGGUUGCAUUUUUUCUCAUCCGCAUUUUCAAGGUUGUUGCUCCUAUUAAAAUGACGUUCAAAAUAUAUGCAACAUGUGUCGUUCCUAUAAGUACGUUCUUUGCAUCAAGUUUAUGGUUUGGCAACACUGCUUACCUGUACAUUUCUGUGGCCUUCAUCCAAAUGCUUAAAGCCCUGAUGCCAGUGGCGACAUUCCUGACGGCAGUUGUCUGUGGCACAGACAAAUUAAGGUGUGACGUGUUCUUGAACAUGCUGCUGGUCAGUGUUGGAGUCGUCAUUUCCUCAUAUGGGGAAAUUCAUUUUAACGUGCUGGGUACAGCUUAUCAAGUUAUGGGGAUGUUUGGUGAGGCUCUCAGGCUGGUCUUAACACAAGUUCUUCUUCAAAAGAAGGGCUUAACAUUAAAUCCUAUCACCAGCCUAUAUUACAUAGCACCUUGCAGCUUUGUCUUUUUGUUUGUUCCUUGGUAUUUUCUGGAGAAGCCUGUAAUGGAAGUUUCACAGAUUCAGUUCAAUUUUUGGAUAUUCUUCUCAAACGCACUUUGUGCUCUAGCUUUGAACUUCUCAAUUUUCUUAGUAAUUGGAAGAACCGGAGCUGUAACUAUCCGUGUUGCGGGAGUUUUGAAAGACUGGAUACUCAUUGCCCUUUCAACUGCUCUAUUUCCCGAGUCUAUUAUCACUAGCCUCAAUAUAAUUGGUUAUGCAAUAGCUCUCUGUGGUGUCAUCGUGUAUAACUACUUGAAGGUCAGAGAUGCUCGUACAUCUCAACUUUCUCCCGAGAGUCUCCCAGACAGUGUGAUAAAGGAGUUGAAGAUGGAGAAGAAGACAUCUGAUGUAUAUGUCCCCAACGGCGAGGCGAACAACAACAGUGGUGGAAGGAUUGGUUCUCUUCCUGACUCAGAUGUGGAUGAAGAAGCUUCUUUGAUUCCUCACUCGAGGGUGUCUCAUCUUGGGAGAAGCCAGCUUAGUAGCCAUACAUCCUAGAAGCAGAGAAAGAAUUGCAAGAAAGUAGCCAGUCAAAGUACCACCAAGUCCUCCUUUUCUUCAAUGUGGAAAUUAUAUAUUUUUCACGGAACAUCUUUUAUAUACGAGUGUAUACUGAUUUAUUGUAAAGAUUCUGUUUGUUUCA